Molecule: messenger RNA, 4534 nt
Organism: Myripristis murdjan (pinecone soldierfish)
Lineage: Eukaryota; Metazoa; Chordata; Actinopteri; Holocentriformes; Holocentridae
Gene: rrp12
Product: ribosomal RNA processing 12 homolog
Exons: 34
Coding region: 64-3939 (1291 amino acids)
Source: RefSeq, a predicted model, not a curated record
AGCGACAGAGUCAGCUGGAGUGGUCGGAGAGCCGUGGAAACGUGACUCUUUUCAACUCAAAAAAUGGUCAAAUCGGGGAAACUGAAAUCCGGGGCCGGAUCCAAAGUCACACGGUGGAAGAAAGGACACAGUAGCGACUCAAACCCGCAGACAAAUCGUUUUCGACAGGCCGCCAAAAGCCGCUUUUUCAGCCGACCCACGGGAAAGAGUGAUCUAACAGUUGAUGCCCUCAAACUACACAAUGAGCUGCAGGCAGGUCCACUGGAGGUGGGCUCAGGUAGCCGUGGAGAUGCCUGCAUGGAGGAGGAGGAGCAGGAUCAGGCGUUCUCAGAAAGGACCUCAGGCACUUUCCUCAGCGGCCUGUCAGACUGCUCCAACCUAACCUUCAGAAAGGUGCAGCGCUACUGGGAGUCCAACUCAGCUGCACAUAAAGAGAUCUGUGCGGUGUUGGCAGCUGUUACUGAGGUGAUCCGUGCUCAGGGAGGCAAGGAGACAGAGACAGAGUAUUUUGCUGCUCUGAUGACGACUCUGGAGGCUGUGGAUUCAUCGGAGUCACAGGCCGCUGUGGCUUACCUCCUUAACCUCGUCAUGAAACGUGUGCCCACUCCAGUGCUCGUCUCCAAGUUCUCCGACACAGCUAAGGCUCUGAUGGACGUCAUGUCCAAACAGGCCAUGUCUGAGACCGCCUCUGCUCUGCGAUGGAUCCUGUCAUGCCUGGCCACUCUGUUGAAGAAGCAGGACGCAUCAGUGUGGACUUACCCCUCCACCCUUCAGACUUACCAUGGCCUGCUCAGCUUCACAGUACAUUGCAAGCCCAAGGUGCGUAAAGCGGCUCAGCAAGGUGUAUGCUCCAUUCUCAGAGGUAGCGACUUCCUGUUUACAGACAAGGCCCCAUCCCAUCACCCCGCUGCCGUGGCCACUGCCAAGUUCUGCAUCAAAGAAAUGGAGCAGGCUGGGGGCAGCAAAGAAGACACCACCACACUACAUGUGUUGGGUCUUCUAAAGGAGCUGAUGGUGACGUUUCCUCUGGGAGCUGUCAAGUCCUGUUGUGAGACUCUGCUGCGAAUGAUGACACUCAGCCAUGUGCUGGUGACGGCGAGCGCCAUGCAGGCCUUCCACAGGCUUUUCAGUGGGAAACCCAAUGCUUCCACUUUGUCGCCUGAACUCAACGCACAGAUCAUCACGGCUUUAUAUGACUAUUUGCCCAGUGAGAAUGACCUGCAGCCUCUGCUGGCCUGGCUGGCUGUCAUGGAGAAAGCCCACGUCCACUUAGCGAGCCUGCAGAGCUCUUUGAGUAUGGGCCACCUGCCUCGUCUGUUCUCUGCUGCCAUGUCCUGCCUCCUCUCCACACACACACAAGUGGUCUCUGCAGCCACCAACACACUCAAGACCCUGCUGACAGAGUGCGUGGCACCUCAUAUGGAGGAAAUAGGCACAAUCACAGCCACAGCCUCUUCAGGGAACGCCUCAUAUGUCUGCAAAAUGUUCCGUAUCAUAGAGGAGGGCUUGUCCUAUCGGUUCCACACCUCUUGGCCAUUUGUGCUGCAGAUACUGGGUUGCUUCUACCGGGUUGCAGGGAGAUGGGCGCACCCCAUCAUGACCAAGUCCCUGCAGUCUCUGGCAGACUUGCGCUCCACUCCACGCUUCCCCUUCAGUGGCGAGCUGGACCUGGCAGUAGGAGGAGCUGUGGAGAGCAUGGGGCCUGAAAUUGUGCUGGGAGUUGUGCCCCUCAACAUCACCGGCUAUGAGGAUGACCUGGAGUUCCCACGCAGCUGGCUGGUUCCUGUCAUAAGAGAUCAUGUGAAGAACACCCACCUUGCCUUCUUCACCUCUUACUUCCUUCCUCUGGCUUCUACACUUAAGCAGAGAGCUGAUCAGCUGGAGCAAACAGGACAGAAACUGGAGGCCAAAGUCUACCAGACUUUACAGCUACAGAUCUGGACCAUGCUCCCUGGUUUCUGUACAGGGACUGUGGAUCUGAUGGUGUCCUUCAAGGGCAUUGCCCGUGCCCUCGGCAUGGCUAUCAAUGAGCGGCCUGACCUGAGACUCACAAUCUGCCAGUGUCUGCGUACUAUUAUCACCAAGAGCUGCAGCACAGAGGAAGAAAAGGCUGAAGUGGGCCGCUUCUCCAAGAACUUCCUGCCCAUCCUUUUCAAUGUGUACAGCCAACAGCCCGCGGCUGGAGACUUUGCCCCCUAUAGGAUGGCUGUCCUGGACACCAUCAAGGUCUACUUGAGUGUCACUGAAAAACAGAUGAUUUGCACCUUCCUGCAGAAAGCCACAGAGAGACUGAGCAACACAGAAAGCACUGAGUUCACUCGGCUCUCAGUAAUGGAUCUAGUGGUUGCCAUGGCUCCCUGUGUAGAUGAAGCCACCAUGAGUAAGACCUUUGAGCUGAUGAAGCCAUAUUUGGAGACAAAAGAGCCUAGCAUGCAGAAGAAGGCAUACCGUGUGCUGGAGGAAAUGUGCGGAGGAGAGAGGGAUGAGUGUCGAUCAUUUGUCAUCACAAAUCUGGAAACGCUCAAGCACGUCCUGCUUGGGACGCUGAAAAAUGCCUCCUCGCCUGCAAAGAGGCCCAGACUGAAAUGUCUGAUCCACAUCGUGAAACAGCUGAGUGAAGAACAUAAAGACUUCAUCAUUGCCCUGCUACCAGAGGUGAUAGUCUGCACCAAGGAGGUGUCUGUUGGAGCUCGUAAGAAUGCCUACACUCUGCUGGUGGAAAUAGGAAAUGCAUUUGUCCGCUUCUGUGGCAAUGCAAAAGAUGCCAUGGAGCAGUAUUUGGUGUUGGUGUAUGCAGGACUCACAGGGUCUGUGACCAUGAUUACCUGCACAGUGUUAGCACUGACCCGACUGGUGUUUGAGUAUAAAGACUCUAUAGAGGUGAGCACUAUGGAGCAGCUACUGCAGAACAUCUGUCUGCUGCUGACGUCUCGCACCAGGGAGAUCGUUAAAGCCGCUCUGGGCUUCAUCAAGGUCAUUCUCUUCAUCAUGGACCCCAAGAGCCUGGCCUCUCAUGUCACUGUCAUGAUGGAAGGCAUUGGGAACAUCAAGGAUGAUGUAAGGAGGCACUUCAGGACCAAACUGAAGAACAUCUUCACUAAAUUCAUCAGAAAGUUUGGGUUCGAGCUGGUGAAGAGCAUGUUGCCUGCAGAACACCACAAGGUGCUGGUUAACAUCCGCAAGGCUGAGGCUCGCACCAAGAGACGGAAGCAGGCGGCAGAGCAACACGAUGACUCAGAGAGCGAGGAGGAGGUGCCUAAAGCCAAGGCGGAGAGUAUUGAGGACAUCCUGGCAGAGUCAGACAGCGAGUUAUCAGAGGACGAAGGAAAGGGCAACAAGACUCAGAAGAAAACAGGCAAGCAGCAGAAGGGACGGGCCUGGCUCAAGGAAGGAGAGGAAGACGACCCGCUCAACUUCCUGGAUCCCAAGGUUUCCCAGAGAGUGCUAGCCACCAACCCCGAGCUGAAGAAGAGCACCAAGGUUCAGCACGGCUUCAAGGUGACAUCAGAUGGACGGCUGAUCAUCAAAGAAGAGGAGGAGGAUGACAAAAACAAAGAUGAUGAGGGUGAGAUGAAGGAUAUCCUAGAAGAGGCUGGAGUCAUAAGUAAAAAGACCCAGAAGAGGAAGUUCCAAGAUGGCAACUUUGAUGAGGACAUGGAGAUUGAACCCCAACUGAAGUAUAAAGCUGGGGGUUCAGGUAUUCACAGACCCCUGGGAAGCAGCCGAGACACCGGAGCCGACUACAAGGCCAAGAAAGGAAAAGGAGACGUGAAAAGGAAAGGGAAGGUUGAUCCUUACGCUUACAUCCCGCUCAGGAAGGCCCAGCUCAACCGCAGGAAGCGCGCCAAAUUGCAGGGCCAGUUCAAGGGCAUGGUGAGAGGAGCCCAGAAGGGGGCGCUGUCGGGGAAGAAAAUGCAGAGAAACAAGAGGAAAGCCUGAGGGGCAGACAACACUUUAUGGACUCUUGUUUCUUUGUGUAUGGUGGUGUGUUCAUGAACAUGCCUAAAUUCAAACAUAUGCCCUGGAAAUGUGUGUGUGUGUGUGUGUUUGAUAGACUCUGUGUCCCCAAAGCCCAGUGCAGUUUGUUUUUAAACUGAGCUGCCUUUCUAAAACCUGGAAAUGGACAGAUUGACAUUAUUUGGCUUUCACUGGAGUGAUUUGGUGACUGCGCUUGUAUGUGACCAGGAAGUUGACUGUGUCAUCUCUGUCUUGAUGGAUACUGAAUGACCAAAUGGCAAAUCAUUUGGCUUAUCGAAUCAGUCAAGUUUAAUUAUUUGUAUAUGCAAUAAAUGGGUGGAAUUGUACCAUCUGUUUCACAUAAAACUGUAUUAAUGUAUCCUGUGAGAUGUAUAGAUAGGAAAUGAGACUAGAGUCAUGGGUGCCUUUGUUGUUUCUCUGUUUGAUCACUUGAUGGCACUCUAGACUGCUGGAUGAUAAAUGUCAUUAACGGCAUGAAUACAUAAAAAGGCUAUUUUCUAGCACAUUAGUGCUAUACUUGGAAAGGAAAGUGUAAAAUAAACACUUUACUCUUAAA